This is a messenger RNA of Brachypodium distachyon (stiff brome), 1993 nucleotides long. Its product is annotated as FHA domain-containing protein DDL. Gene Ontology annotation, cellular component: nucleus. Lineage: Eukaryota; Viridiplantae; Streptophyta; Magnoliopsida; Poales; Poaceae. Bases 270 to 1685 code for a protein of 471 amino acids. The record is from RefSeq and is a predicted model, not a curated record. The transcript is spliced from 11 exons. Gene Ontology annotation, molecular function: protein binding; mRNA binding.
CUGGAAAUCAGCCACUGGAAAACUAGCUAGGUUUCGCGGCGCCCUUCUCCUUCCAGCCUUCCGCCGCCGCCUUCCGGCGACCAGCCAUCAGCCAGGGAACCUUCUCCGUAAGCGCGGCGGCCUUCCGUGUCUCCGGGGUGAGGCGGCGCGGCACGGCAGCGCGUCGGGCGAGCGGGCGGGAGCGAGAGGAGAGCCCACGGGGGCGCACGCAGCCGGCCGAGAGGAGACGCCAGGGGAGAGGGAGAGGGCGAGAGGUGAGGACGGAGGGAAUGGCUUCCACGGUGGAGCAGAGGGGCGACCACUCUUCGCGGAGGUUGGGGCGCGCGCGGUCCCGUUCUCCGGCCAGGGACCGAGUAUCGCCGCUACGAAGGCCGCGGAGCCCAUCGGCUCGGAGGGAGAGGUCGCCGGCUGAGAGGAGAGGCUCGCCUCGUAGGCGGUCUCCUGUCAAGUCUAGCCCUUUGCGCAGGGAGAGGUCGCCGCCGAGAGAGAAGGUGAAGGAGCGGGUCAGGUCGCCGAAACACGCACGGUCGCCAUCCCCUGCUGCGAAACGGGAGUCUCGGUCGCUCUCGCCACGUGCUAAACGUCUAAGGAGAGCUCAGGCCGAGCGGGAAGCGGCAGAGGCAACCGAGGGUGACCAUCGGAAGCCUUCCGACAGGGAGGACCGGGGCACGAGGAAGCACAGGGAGCGUGACGAGGGGAGGGAUGUGUCAAGAGAUAGGAAGGUGGAGCCGAAAGAUGAUAGGAGUGCCUUAAUGGAUAAAAGACUGGAUAAUGAUGGUGGAAGGGACCACUCAAGAGAUAGAAGGGCUGACAGGGAUGAUAGGUCAGGUGCUCCAAGAGAGGCUCGGUCAGGCAGGGAUGAUGAAAGGCAUGAUUCGAGAGGGAAAAGGUCGGAUCAUUAUGAUCGACAAGGGGCUUCCAGGGAGCAAAGAGCAGACCCUAGUUACAGGAGGGAUUCUGGGCGCGAGAGAAUGACGGAUCGGGAUGAGAACAAUGGUGGAUCAGGAAGAUCAUCUAGGCGUGGCCGAUCAGUGUCUCCAGACGAACAUAGACAUAGGGGCAGGCAUGGAUCCCACCCAUCACCAAGGGCAUCCAGAAGUGCAGCACGUACUGAGGAUACAAACUCUAGAGCGGAUACUGCAUCCCGGGGUGGUGAGCCUGAUUCGUUGGUGAUGAUGAAUACUGCUGCAGAAGCUCUGGAAGUGAAAGAAAAGCAAAAACCAUCGUUUGAAUUGUCUGGAAAGCUUGCCGAGGAGACUAACAAAGUUGGAGGUAUAAGUCUGUUGUAUUCAGAACCUCCAGAGGCUCGCAAAUCAGAUAUUAGAUGGAGACUCUAUGUUUUCAAGGGUGGUGAAGCACUGAAUGAACCAUUGUAUGUUCAUCGUAUGAGCCACUACCUUUUUGGAAGAGAAAGGAGAGUUGCAGACAUCCCCACAGAUCAUCCCUCAUGCAGCAAGCAACAUGCGGUUCUUCAAUAUAGACUUGUAGACAAGGAGCAACCAGAUGGCAUGAUGGCAAAGAAAGUGAGGCCUUAUCUGAUGGAUCUUGGUAGUACCAAUGGAACUUUCAUCAAUGAGAAUCGUAUUGAAUCUCACCGGUACUACGAACUCUUUGAAAGGGACAACAUUAAGUUUGGCAAUAGUAGCCGAGAGUACGUCCUGCUCCACGAGAACUCGACAGGUUGAGGAAAGGAUCGGAGGCAGAGGAAGACGAAUGCCGAGAUGUGGGUAGGGCUAGAGCUUUUGUAUGAAACUUCCUGAGCAAACCACCAAGGGUAGUAUUCAGAUUACUACAGUUUUUGUUCUCAAAGAUCAAAGAUGGCGUGCCUUGCUUGUCUGAAACUAACAAAUGAUACAUUAGGUUGAGGGAUGGAGCCUUUUAACUUGUACUUGAACUGAAUUGUUGGGUAAUUUCAUUCAUGGUACUUGACUACCUGUAUGUUCGGCCCAUGUUGAGUCCGCGGGUUUUCACUCAAUUCCAGUUUUCUCUUGCA